Molecule: messenger RNA, 861 nt
Organism: Miniopterus natalensis
Lineage: Eukaryota; Metazoa; Chordata; Mammalia; Chiroptera; Miniopteridae
Gene: TMEM256
Product: transmembrane protein 256
Cellular component (GO): membrane
Source: RefSeq, a predicted model, not a curated record
GCCCAGCCCCCUCCCGCAGCGCCUCACCCAGCGGGGGAGGGGGAUCGCCCCAGCCCCAGGGGGCGGGGCCGGGAUCCAGUCGCUCCCCGGGGAGAGGUAGGGGAUGGGGUCAGGAGGAACCCGAGAACAGGGAACCGCGCAGUGGGGACAGAGGAGUGAGGAGGGGGCAACGGGACAAGACUGGAUUGAGGAUCCACUGGCUCCGUGGGCCGGCUUCCAGGGACCAGAAGGCGGUACAGGCGGAGGAUCCUAAGGAAUCGGACGUCUUCGCCAUUCAGCAGAGGUUUUACAAAGGUGCAAGUACCGGGUGAAGAGCUGGACGCUGAAAUAAACACAGCCCUGAUUGGGCACCUGUGCACCUUAUUUGAAUGGAAGCUCGGGAUUGGCUGGCCUUGUCGGUGGCCUGGGCGGUGUUCGCUAAGCUCGUGACCAUCUACUGCCAUGGCCGGGCCCGGGUCCGCUUUCCGCCGCUUGGGUGCCUUGUCUGGAGCCGGGGCCUUAGGCUUGGCCUCCUACGGGGCGCACGGCGCCCAGUUUCCGGAUGCCUACGGGAAGGAGCUCUUUGACAAGGCCAACAAACACCACUUCUUCCACAGCCUGGCCCUGUUAGGGGUGCCCCAUUGCAGAAGGCCCCUCUGGGCCGGGUUACUCCUAGCCUCUGGAACCACCUUAUUCUGCACCAGCUUUUACUACCAGGCUCUGAGUGGAGACCCCAGCAUCCAGGCUUUGGCCCCUAUGGGAGGGAGCCUUCUACUCAUGGGCUGGCUUGCCUUGGCUCUUUGAGCUUCCUUGUGUUUAAUUUCUGGGUACUUUUUUUGAGAGGUGGAACAGGGAGGGGAUUAAAAGAGAAAGGCAAAUAAA